Messenger RNA from Rotaria sp. Silwood2, 3804 nucleotides. The record is from the annotation of a GenBank genome assembly. Lineage: Eukaryota; Metazoa; Rotifera; Eurotatoria; Philodinida; Philodinidae.
AUGACGAAUUUCUAUAUAAUAUUUCUUUUUGUAUUUAUCUUUUUUAUUCAACAAUCAAUAACACAAAAUCCACCCGUUGUACCAUUGACAAAUGCUUUAACAGCAAUUUAUUGUCAUAAUUCUCAUGAAGCCGGUAUACUGACAAUACAUUGUCGACCAAAUGAAAAAAUUCGUAUGUUAGAUGCAUUUGAUGUUGUUGUCAAAAAUAAAUCACGUUUACCAUUACAAUGUUUAAAACAAAAACAUUUUUCAAUGGUUUAUGGCGAUAAUUCUAAUCAUGAUGAUUGCAAAGUUCAUACAAGUUUUACAUCAGCUUGUUCAGGACGUGAAAAUUGUACAUUACAUAUGCAACCUAUACGAUUAAAUAGUGUUAAUAAGAAUUGUCACAACGAACUAGUUGAUUAUACAAUGGCUUUUUUUGAAUGUAUAUCAGAUGCAUUUAUUCAUGAUGUAUGUUCAUCACAAACAAUCACUUCUUCUUGGGGUACAUUGAAAACACCAAAUUUUCCAAAUCCUUAUACACCAAAUGAUGAUUGUUGGUGUAAAUUAUCAACACAAUUACAAUAUCGUCUUUUACUUUCUGUUAUUAUUUUUCAAUUGAUUCCUUAUGAUCAAAAAUGUAUUGGUACUGGACUUUAUUUACAAAGUAGUGAUGAACAACGAAGUACUCAAUGUACUUAUUUACAACAAGGACAUAAUUAUUUAAGUGAUACUAAUUUAUUAUAUCUCAAUUUUUAUAGUCGGACACCAACUGUACGUGGAGGAUUUUGGAUUAUUUAUGAAGCAAGUCAUCCUAAUGCUGAAGUUCAUUUACAUUGUGGACCAAGAGAAAAAAUUGGUGUUCCAUCAGGAACAACAUCAUUAUCAACAUCUAUAAAACCACCACCAAUUUCAUCAUCGCAUGAUUAUGGUUGGAGUCGUUUAGCAUUUAAUAAUCCACCGAAUCCAACAGCAACAGCACCAAUCACUGAUCUCAUAAUGGAUAUGCAUUUAUUAUUUACUACACCUCGUCCACAUCGUAAUACAAAUUUUAAAGUAAAUCCAUCAACAGCGACAGCAGCUAGUGCAUUUACAUACCCAUAUGGUCAUUUAACAACAUUUGAAUUAGCUUAUGGACCACAAGGAUGGUUUCUUAGAUCUCCAUUUAUUUCAUCAAAUAAGUCAGCAACUAAAGUUUUACAUACAACAACAUCUCAAUUACCAAUCGUGAAAUGGAAUUCUACUUGGCGUUAUACUCGAAGACCAUGGACAAGAAUUUCCACAACAGUAACAAGUUCUACUUUUAAAACUACAACGACAACUACAACUACUUCUACUACUACGCCUACAAUACAAACAACAACAACAUUAAAAACGACCACCAGGACGACACGUUUAAGUACUUCUACAAUUAAAACUACUGAACAAAGCACUAUUCCUUUAUCAUCAACAACAAAGUCUAUGUCUACAGCUGCAAGUACUAGUGUUCAACAACGUUUAUUAUUUACUCACAAUCCAUGGAUAUAUUAUAGCCCUAAAACUGCUGCAUCUUCAACAACAACAACAACAGCAAAACCAAAGAUGCCAUCAACAAUGCAAUUACCAGUAUCAUCAUUUAUGUUAAAACCUAAUUUACCUUCACCAACUCCUUGGUAUCCGCCAGCCGGUCCAUUUGAUUGGUGGCAAUGGCAAAGAUAUACAACAAAAUUUAAAACAGUAUCGUUAAGAAUUCUUACUACUACUGAAGAGUCAACAUCUUCUACACGAACUACAACAACAACAACAACAACAACAACAACAACUACAACUACUACUACUACAAUAACAACAACUACAACAACAACAACAACUACUACUACAAUAAUAACAACUACAACAGCAACCACUAUAAAAAGUACGAUUAAUCUGAGUAAUACAACAGGUAGAAAAACUAUCACUCGCAGAAAUGAUGUAACUGCUGAUUGGUUUAAAUGGCCAUAUAUUGAAUCGACUUCCUCAUUGAUACCAAGACGACCUGAUUAUUAUGAAGAAGAAUAUAUGGAAUGGCCUGAUUAUUUUCUUACUAGUAAAAUACAAACUGCAAUAACACCGAACUCUUUCGCAUCUUUUUCACCGAAACAAACACGACAACAAUAUCAACAAAUGACUCCUUUUUCGAUAAAACCAAAUUGGCAAUAUGAUAAUCGUCUUGUGUCAAUUAAUACACCUUCAUCGAAAGACUAUUAUGCACAAAACAAUGCAGGUGGAAUUGAAGAAAGACACACGACAAGAAUUCAACAAAAUGGAGUAACCAAUGCUUAUGCUCAAAACAUCAUUGGACAUCUUAGUGAACAACCAAAUAACAAAAGUUCUGACGAAAAUGAAUGGUUAAAUAAAACAGAUAUAACGAUUGUUGCUAUUUCGAUGUUAUUUGUGAUUUUAUUAUUUAUUAUAAAUACGAUUUUAUAUGCUGUUCGAAGAUAUCGUCACCGACUACAAAAUCGACGUUUACUUAGUGCAUCAACUCCAUCAUUAUUAACUGGUAGUAGAACUGUUCUAAAUGGUAAUUUACAACGUACGCAGUUUGGCGAUUCAACAAGUAGUAUAAUUAAUGCGACUAAUAACAAUAAUAAUGAUAUUUUACCAGCAGUUGGUGAAAUAGUUAUAUGGGACGAAAAAGAUCAAGGUGGUUAUAUGAUUGGUAAUCAUGGUGAAUGGGCAAAAAUUCAAGGACGUCAAUGGUUUCGUAGUGGUUUGUUAAAAAGUUGUAGCAAUUUUCGGUCACGUUUUCAAUUUUCUCGUCAAUCGAAUAAAAAAAUGAAUGAUCAUCAUCAACAAGCACCAAUACCAAAUCCAACACAACAACAACAACAACAACAACAACAACAACAAACAUUCAAAUAUCCUCUUCUUUUAGAUACUGCUACACUUGCACCUGUACCUGAAGUUGAUGAUUAUCAAUCAUCUGCAUUAAGUUCAUCAGAUGUUAUGAUGCGAAGUUCAGAAGCAAUACAUACUAAUUCUAAUAAAAAUUCUCAACAAACAACAAAGACAAUUCAGGCAUUAAUACAUGCAGAACAAGAUCACAGUGAUGAAUAUUAUAAACGAAUUGAAUUUGGUGCAGAUGAAUCAAAUUAUUCAACAAUGAAUGGACAUGUCCAAGGAGAGUAUUCUAUACUUGAUCAACAAAUUGAUCGAAGUUUAGGAAAUGAAACUGAUGCCGGAGGAUCAAUCAUUAUUAGUGUACCCACAAUGUUCAGACGAGACGAAAAUGCUGCUAUAACAACCGACGGUGCUGAUUCUAGUUAUGAUAAAACUUAUUCAAUUCAACCUCAUAUGAAAAAUAUAAAUAUAACUACACGACCAAAUUAUCUUCAACCAAACAAUACAACUCAAAUGACUACUAAACAACCAACUAGAACAUGUAAACCUUCUACAAAUAAUUCAAUAAUUGUUGGCCAUUGUCAAACAGGUUUUCAAGCACUUGAUCCAAAAAUAUUAAUUAAAUCAACAGAUAAAUCAUUAUUAGCUGAACAUCAGCAAUUCUAUAGUUGUUCACAAUCUUUUCAAUUAUCACCAUAUGAUUCAGGAUUUUUCGAUGAUCAAACAAGUGAUAGUUUAACAACGCCAACAACAACAACAUAUAUGAUUACUAAUGAAUUAAAAUAUAAUUUAGGCAAAAGUGAAAAAAAAGAAUGUAAAAAUAUCGAUGAUAUAUUUAUCAAUGUAAGUGAAGAUAAUGAGGAUAGUGUAUUAUCAAUGAAUGAUUUGUCGUCAAAAGAUCUACAAAAAUCAAAUCGACAAAAACAACGACAUAUUAUUAAACAUGUUUCAUUUCAGAGUUAA